AUGAACAUCUAUAGAGAUUUCGAAGGUCUGUACCUCCGCAAUAUGUUCACGGAUCGGAAUAUGCGCUCCGCGCUGUCCUACAAACCGCUUGACGGGGACGUCUUUGUCGUCAGCUACCCAAAGUGCGGAACGACUUGGAUGCAGCACAUCGUGUACGCCAUAUACCGAGACAGCGUGGCCCCAGCCAGCUUCGCGGAGUUCAUGACCAUGACUCCAUUCUUGGAGCUUCUGGGAGCCGAGGGCGCGCUUUCUAUGUCUCGACCGGGAGCCAUCAAGACGCACCUGCCCUUCAAAAUGCAGCCUUACUCCGAGAAGGCCAAGUACAUCUACAUCACCCGCAACCCGUACGACUGCUGCGUGUCCUUCUACUACCACACGAGGAACAUUCCGCUGUACUCAUUCGAGGACGGCACCUUCGACCAGUUCUUCGACAUGUUCGUCGAAGGCAAAGUCGACUUCGGCGACUACUUCGACCACCUGUUGUCCUGGUACGAGCAUCGCGGGGACAGCAACGUGCUUUUCGUCACCUACGAAGGCCUCAAGAAGGACACUCGCGGCUGGGUCCUCAAGAUCGCCGACUUUCUGGGCAAGGAAUACGGCGACAAGCUGAGACAGAAUCCGGACGUAGUCGAGAAAGUACUCUCUUCGAUAAGCGUCGACUCCAUGAAGAAGAUCAACGGGGACCUGGGAGACUGGGGAAAGAAUUUGAUUAGCGUUUCCUUGGAAGCUCUGCCUGCUGGAAUGAAGUCGUUGGUGGAAGCCAUGGGGAACCUGCUGAAGAAGCCAGUUAAAGGAGAAUUAGUGAGGAGAGGCAUCGUAGGCGACUGGAAGAAUCACUUCUCGCCGGAGCAGGUUGUCAAGAUGAAAGAGUGGAUCGCACUCAAGACCACCAGCAGUGACGUAAUGGACCUGUGGAAGGACGCGGGCCUGCCCUAAAUAUCAACGUCAGUU
Molecule: messenger RNA, 951 nt
Organism: Rhipicephalus sanguineus (brown dog tick)
Lineage: Eukaryota; Metazoa; Arthropoda; Arachnida; Ixodida; Ixodidae
Product: sulfotransferase ssu-1
Exons: 1
Coding region: 1-936 (311 amino acids)
Biological process (GO): sulfation
Cellular component (GO): cytoplasm
Molecular function (GO): sulfotransferase activity
Source: RefSeq, a predicted model, not a curated record